CACGUGAUUUUUACCGCCUGCUACUGGCAGCACCGCGUUAAAUCCGACACUCAGCCGUCUGUUUUUACACGUUUCGGAGACGUUACACGUUGAGUCUGAGCCAGAGACGUUUCACAGUGGAGCAUGUCUUCAUCUAACGUGAGCCUGACGGACCUGAGGAGGAAUGUGGAGCAGCUGAAACUGCAAGCCAGUGUAGAGAGAAUAAAGGUGUCUCAGGCCGCAGCUGAGCUACAGCAGUACUGCCUUCAGAAUGCCCCUAAAGACGCCCUCCUGGUCGGGGUGCCAACAGGCAGCAACCCUUUCCGAGAACCACGUUCAUGUUCCAUCUUUUAAGCACAAGGGAUUGAGUUGGAGGAUUCCUGGAUGUUUGUUACGGUGCAAAGAUGCAGCAUGAACUUUUAUUCUGUUUCUAAAUCAGCAAUGUCUAUUUAUUAAUGAAUUACUGCAUAACAUGAUUGUAACAUUGAUGUCUCUAUUGAUGCCAUGGACCACCUCUGUGACAUUUAAAACAUUGAGCACAAUCAUGAAACUUUCCAUAAUUGUGCCAAAUGAAAUUUUAAUACUCACAAAUUGUGUGUUUUUUUUUUUAAAUAACAAUAUUGAUCUUUAAUCGUGUGCCUUUUGGACUUUUGUGGUAGUUCUGUACAAUUUCUUUAAAAAACUUUUUAAAGUGUAAUUAAUUAUUCAUGCGUUUGCGUUCACAAAGAGUAGUAUGAUGUCUUGGUGCCUUAUAAGACCAAAGUUGUCCACAUCGAGAACUAUUUCAGUCUUGACAGAUUUGCUCAUAUGUGCAUUAAAGGAAUCUGAUAUGAAUAAGCUGUACAUCUGAUAUUUGAUAGUUUUUCAAUAAAGCUGAAUUGUUUCUCUUA
Molecule: messenger RNA, 869 nt
Organism: Pangasianodon hypophthalmus (striped catfish)
Lineage: Eukaryota; Metazoa; Chordata; Actinopteri; Siluriformes; Pangasiidae
Gene: gng10
Product: guanine nucleotide binding protein (G protein), gamma 10
Exons: 3
Coding region: 124-333 (69 amino acids)
Biological process (GO): G protein-coupled receptor signaling pathway
Cellular component (GO): heterotrimeric G-protein complex
Molecular function (GO): G-protein beta-subunit binding
Source: RefSeq, a predicted model, not a curated record